AUGCCUCGUAGACCUACUCCGACACUGAGGAUGGCUCCAUUACUCGCCAAAGUCAUGUGGCUCCAUCAUGUCACAGACAUGUACAAUCUGUAUACUCCCAUGUACUUCCAUCAUAUCGCAGCGUCAUGUAUCAUGAUGGUGGGUGUGGUUAAACCAGCAAUCCUCUGUGUCGUGUGUAUAGUAUCAUUCUUCAUUCAUGUGCUUCCAAUUAUAUAUCACCAAAUCCCUAACGUAUUUUGGCUAUUGACAUCAUCGUUGGCACUCGUUUACUUUAUGAGCACGGACAGGAUAAUGCCUCGUAGGCGCAUAUCGACCUUUAAGAACACUCCGAUAUGGGCUAAAGGCAUGUGGCUUCAUCAUGUGACGCACACGGUCUUCUACAUUGUCGAAAUAUAUGUCACGGACAUGUACAAUCUGUAUACACCCAUGUACAUCCAUCAUAUCGCAGCGUCGUGUCUCAUGAUGUUGAGUAUGAUUGAGCCUGGAAUACUCUCUGCCGUAUAUGUAAUCCCGUUUUGUUUCCAUGGUGUAUUUUGGGCUCGAGGGGCUAGUGAGUUGGAUAUACUGACGAUAUACAACUACUCGCUGGUGAUUGCUAGUAUAUUGAUACUAUAUGAUUCAGCUAAAACGAGGGUGAUUACGCCUAUUGUACCUGCUAUGGGUAUAGCACUCAGUUGUGUCAAUGCCUAUAUCUAUUGCUGUUACUAUCAAGGAACAUACUGCCCGGCUUCUAUACUGCCAUCAGACCGUCAAACUGAACUCAUUAUUGGACUGGUAUUCUGGUUCUGCUUUUUGGUUAUGGUAUGCACAUAUAUUGGCAUCAAGCAUCGCAAGGCAUCAUUGGAAAUGCAGCAACACGGGUACGAGCCUUCUGUACACAUCACUAAAAUGUGGCGGCUUGACGCACCGUCAUCUAAUCGACUUCGUCGAGACACGAUGGGCAACAUAUUUGCAGAUCAUCAGUCACGGCCCCACUCAGAAUAA
Molecule: messenger RNA, 984 nt
Organism: Synchytrium microbalum
Lineage: Eukaryota; Fungi; Chytridiomycota; Chytridiomycetes; Synchytriales; Synchytriaceae
Exons: 4
Coding region: 1-984 (327 amino acids)
Source: RefSeq, a predicted model, not a curated record